Molecule: messenger RNA, 2330 nt
Organism: Truncatella angustata
Lineage: Eukaryota; Fungi; Ascomycota; Sordariomycetes; Amphisphaeriales; Sporocadaceae
Exons: 2
Coding region: 109-2268 (719 amino acids)
Biological process (GO): regulation of DNA-templated transcription; DNA-templated transcription
Molecular function (GO): DNA binding; zinc ion binding; DNA-binding transcription factor activity, RNA polymerase II-specific
Source: RefSeq, a predicted model, not a curated record
ACUUGUCGGUAUCUGACACUAUCAACUGCUCAUCAGCCAUCAUCCGAGGCAUCAACACCAUAGCGGUCCUUAUUCACCAUUUACGUUAAAUAAAUUCACACGAAAUCGAUGCUCAGCAACAGUGGCGACAGAGGAGAGGUGGGGAAUGUUCCGGGGAAUAUUCCGCGACUACGCAGUUGCACGUACUGUCGUGGCCGAAAGGCAAAGUGCGACCGACAGCAGCCAUGCUCCAGUUGCUUGCGAGCUGGCCAGCCCUCUGAAUGCACUUUUCCGGCUGGUAAGGGCCGCAGUGCAAAGCGACUUGGUCGUGCUAACGGCAAGGAACUGAUUGAGUCCUUGUCACGACUCGAGGGCCUUAUGCGACGCUUGGAGAAUCAGGGCAUUGUGACGCCUAGUCUUGAUCGCGACACGUCUUCACCAACCGAACAGGGUAUACCGCUGCGUCAGGAUACAGUACCAUUCGUUGCUGAAUUAAACCAUACGAGUGAAACCAGUGACUUGACUACGCUUGAUCAGCAUCUUGGGAGGCUGGUCAUUGACGAAACGAGAAGCUAUUAUAUCAGCAACAUUCUAUGGGCAAACCUAAGUAGCGAGAUCGAAGAGCUGCAUAAUAUGCUGGCUGAACCUGAGCCCCAAGGCGAGAGUUACAAAACCGGAGGUUCCACUGGCAUACUAGGCCCAAACGCCGCAAUCUUUGGCUUUCGAGCCUUGACAUAUUCACUGGAGUCCUUCCAUUUGCCCCUGUCUCAGUCCGUCGCACUUCUUCGUAUAUUUACCGACAACGUAUUGCCGUUGGUCCAUAUUUUCCACAUGCCGACUACGAAUCAUAUCUACUGGGACGCCAUUGCAUCGUUGGAUACCGUGGACAGAAACACCGAGGCCUUGGUGUUCUCUAUCUAUUACUCCGCGUUUAUCAGCAUUGAUCAGGAAGUUUGCGUCGCGCUCUUCAAUACUACUCGCAAAGCGUUGUUAGCUAAAUACCGGUUUGCAGUUGAGCAGGCUAUAGCUCGUGCCAACCUACUAAAUACUCAGAGUAUCAUUCUCCUCCAAGCGGUUGUGUUGUAUCUCUCAGUUCUCCGCCACGAAGACGACAGCCGGACGGCCUGGUCCCUGACUUCUCUGGUUUUCCAUAUAGCACAAUCUAUGGGUUUACAUCGCGAUGGGAUGGCCUUCGGAUUGAGGCCACUGGAAAUAGAGCUACGUAGGCGACUGUGGUACCAGAUCUGCCUCCUUGAUAACCAGUCCUCUGAGUACCACGGCUACGAGACCAUCGUGCACGAGUUUGUAUUCGAUACACGAUUACCUUUACACAUAAACGAUCUCGAUUUGACACCGGAAAUGACAAAAGCUCCUCCAGAAAGGGAUGAGGCGUGCGAGAUGACAUUUAGCCUCAUCCGUUGCGAGGCCGACCGUAUCACCAGAAAGAUCCAUCACAUGCCGCCGUCAGCUCGCUUUCCAGGGCGGCCAGUCGACACGAUCAGCCUAGAGGAUAAACGAGCUCUCGUAGAAGAGCUGCGGAGUAGCUUGCAGCUCUACUUGCGGCACUGUGAUGCAAAUGUCCCAUUCCAAACACUGAGCUCCACCGUUGCCCGGCUGAUCAUAGCACGAUCGUGGCUCGUUAUACAUUUUCCCUUGGGCCGUAGCAGCCCAGCUGCUGUUGAUACCGAUCUACGUGAUCAACUCUUCUCAACCAGUAUUGAGGUCCUCGAGCUGUCCUACCUUCUCCUCACAGACAGGAAUCUCGCACGAUGGACCUGGCAUUCCAAGUCGCACGUUCAGUGGCACGCUAUUGCGCUCGUUCUGUCUGAGAUUUCGUCACGGCCUCCAAGCCCUCUCUGCGAUCGUGCGUGGCAAUGCGUAUGUACGGUUUAUGAUGAAUUUAACCUAAAGGAUGGCGAGAACGUAGGCACUUUAUCACGACCUAUCAAACGCUUGAUGGCGAAGGCACGAUAUGUCCGCGAGGUACAGAACCUGAACCCAAGGAAAGCCGAGGGACUCAACAUCAGUUCCCCUGGUGACAUUAUCUUCAUGCAGCCAGCCAUAGAUUCUAACCUUCCAAGUUCGCUAAAUUUUAGCUCAAUGGUAGUCACUACAGGUACAGAUGAAUCAGGAAUGAUGGACACUGUCAACAUUAAAACCCCGUCAGGCAUGGGCUUCUUGGGUCCAUUUCCAGAGCUCUUCUUGCCUGGUUGGGAGGCGGAUUUGUUUGAUAUACCGCAGGAGAACAAUCUAGGUAUUCCAUCGCCCAGCGCAUCCAAUUGGAUGUAGGCUUAAAUGUUCUUCUAAGAUAUUACUCGCUUUGUUAGUAGGGUAAUUUACUUAUCUUAUUC